AUGUUUCUUCCAGAUCCAGUCCCGGAGGAUUUGCUCUUGCCAUUUGGCGAGUUUGCGGACAAGUACGAUAUUGGUGCUUCACUGAACCUCAUGUACGAAUUGGACCCUGCCGUUGGAGACUUCACGACGGUGCCCACUGUAGAGCGCAUGAGAACUAUGGGUCUCAGUCUGGUUCAGCAAACAGCAACCGGCUUUCUUACAACGGCGCACCACAACAACAGUGAGAUCUACUCGAAGAUUCAAGCAGAACUGCUCUCCGCCUCGAGUCUCUUAUUAAGCUCUGAAGUGGUCUUGACGCAACGACGACAUGGCGCGGGAGGCGUCCUGCUGGCCGUGAACACACCCAAAGGCUACAAGCUGGUUCAUGCAAAGAAGUUGCUGAUAACCAUCCCACCUAAGCCAAAGCUGCUAGAAAGCUUUGAUUUGAGCGCGGAGGAAAGGGCAAUUUUCUCCAAGUUUAUCGACGUUGGCUACUAUACCAGUAUUGUCAACAACACUGGUCUCCCAGAUGAUUUGGGCAUCUUCAACUACAACCUAGAUACUCCCUACAACUUCCCUAUUCUCCCAGCAUUGUAUAAUGUCCAGACCACACCGGUCCCAGGCUUGCACCUCGCUAUCUACGGCACCCCUCGAAGCAACAAAAGCUUCCCUCUGUCCGACGACGAAGUGAAAUCAGAAAUUAUCAAUGGCAUCAAAACUCUGCAGAAAUCGAAUCCAGACAAGUUCAACCAGACGGAACCCGAGUUUGUGAUGUACAGCUCUCACACGCCGUUCUACCUCCAGGUGAGCCCCGACGAUAUCAAGGAUGGGUUCUAUGAUAGACUGUAUGCGCUGCAAGGCUUGAGAAAUACGUAUUGGACAGGGGCUACUUUCCGAAGCCAGGACAGUAGUGAUAUCUGGAGGUACUCGGAGGAAGAGGUACUGCCAGGAUUGCUUCAGAGUUUGUAG
This is a messenger RNA of Talaromyces marneffei, 948 nucleotides long. RefSeq lists its product as uncharacterized. Lineage: Eukaryota; Fungi; Ascomycota; Eurotiomycetes; Eurotiales; Trichocomaceae. The transcript has a single exon. The record is from RefSeq and is a predicted model, not a curated record. The coding region runs from base 1 to 948 and encodes 315 amino acids.